Messenger RNA from Doryrhamphus excisus (bluestripe pipefish), 1651 nucleotides. RefSeq names its product transmembrane p24 trafficking protein 8 (gene tmed8). Gene Ontology annotation, cellular component: Golgi membrane. NCBI's taxonomy places the organism in Eukaryota, Metazoa, Chordata, Actinopteri, Syngnathiformes, Syngnathidae. The record is from RefSeq and is a predicted model, not a curated record.
CUUGAUGUUCUACUUGGACGGAAACACGGAAGUCUCCAAAUUCCCAGCACAUCCGUCACAUGACUCCCCCCGAAAUGGACGUCUGUAUAACGGUGGCCUGAGUUGGACUCAAAUCGUCCAAAGUUGUCACAUUUGUGGCAUUGUAUCGUGCCAUGGAGAGAUUGGACGCCACAUCACAGCUCCAGUCGCGGCUGUCUUCGCUGUCUUUCUCGUCUUUUCCGGGAACAACAUCCAAACGUUGCGAGAGCAACCCGACGGACAGCCUCCAAAACACAGACCUCUCCAAGAACUUAAGCCAGCCCACAAAACAGGCCGAUAUGGAUGCAUCUAAGCAGGAAAAAGAGGCUCACGACGAGGCCCCUGCUGAGACUGCCUCGGGGGACCAGGGUGAGAAGAACAGUGCGGGGAACCUUCCCCUCGCCUCUGAGAUGAAAGCUGAGAUGCCGCCCCUGAAACCCCCGUCGACAUGGACAUCUGCUGCCCUCAAAGACCUCAAGGCCAAGCUACGAACGGAGAAAGAUAGCGUGGUGACGGUGUACCGAGGCGACAUCAUGACCGUGCACGUGCCCACUGUAUCGGAAGCUAAAAAGGUGUGCUGGGAAUUUGCCACAGACGGCUACGACAUCGGAUUCGGUAUCUAUUUUGAUUGGACUCCUGUCACGAGUCGGGCGAUCACCGUGCACAUCAGCGAAUCAAGUGACGAUGAAGAUGAAGAGGAGGAGCUAGAAGCUCCCGUCACCAAUGGCGAUGUGGAGAAAGGCUCCAAAGCCCAAAGCAACUCCAACCUGGUGGAGGUUAUACCCGUAUACCGUCAGGACAGCCACUUGUCCGUGUACGGCGGCACCCACGACUUUCCGGGCGACGGCACUUACCUCUUCAAAUUCGACAACUCCUACUCCCUAUGGCGAAAUAAAACACUUUACUACAGAGUUUAUUACAGUGCCUAAAAUGCCAAAUCUUUAUGAAUGUAUGAUUUAGAGAAGGAAUUGAAUUACUGUCAAGAAUGCUAAAUUAUUUUCAGUUACAUAUAUACUUAUGAUACAGAGGUUACAUAUUAGCAUAUCUAUUUUUAUCACUCAGCUUGUGUUGCCAAAUGGUAAACUUGACAAAGCCUUUCUUUUGCAUCUGUGCCGUUAAUAGAAAACUGUGACACAUCUCUAUGGUAGCAGUGAUCAGGAAGACCUACUUCCUACUUGCUCUUCAAGUGCUCUGAAGACGUUAUUUACACAUACUUUUUUAAAACCAUAUUAUUUAAUAUACCGCUGCAACGUGUUAUUACGGGACAUAAAUUAAGAAUGUACAAUGCAAGCGAUGACAGAUAAUCCAGUGUGUUUUUUUUAAUGACAACUCCAAGCCACUUGUUAUCACAUGAAGCUCUUAUUAUGUAAUAUUGAUUCAAUAUUUACAUAUGCCUGGUCCCCUGCCUUUUAAUUUGCUGUUUCAGAGGUUGAUUAAAUGUAGUUUGUGCACAGGUCUACUGGCGUGAAGGUCGCUGUGUUUGUACGUUCUGUGUGUCGACCGUGCUUUUGUUCAAUAGUUGUCAUUUCAAACAGUCUCGUGUCAUUUCAUAAGCUUCCUAUCGUGUGCAGUACUGUACCUUACGAUGUUAUAAAAUUUAUAUUCCACAAUAAAGAUAAUAUUGUCUACUGUG